CCAAAAUAUAUUAACCCUCGCUGCAAGCUCCGACCGACCCAAAAAUUGGUCCCGCAAACCCUAGCUCUACAGGGAGAGCCUGUAGAGCGCGACUCGGCUUCUUCCUUCCCGCAAACCCUAAUUGUCGUCGGAUUCGCCUCAUCCGGAAACCCCUAAUUGCCUUCGGAUUCGCUUGACUUCUCUCACCUGUAUACACGAGCUGCGAUGUACGCUGAUCAGAUAGCAUCGGGGCGGAAGAGAUCCAUCAAAGAGCGCCUGCAUGGCGAUGUAGGGGGAGAUUUCAGCCACUCUAGCGCGGUUCCGGCUAAAAGGCAACGCCAAAGUGAUGACAAAUGGAAGCAUGAUCUUUAUGAUGAGGACAGGGAACAUGAAACAUUCAAAUCUGUUAAUCCCAAUGACCUCAGAUGGAAGCUUCAGAACAGAGGUUCACAGCAAGCUUUCCAGAGUGGAAAAGUUUCUGCAGUCAGAGAUCUUCGUGACAAGCUAACUGGUACAAUGCACUCACAGCCAUCAAAUAGUGAACCUUCAAAGGCUAAGCGAAUGUCUGAAAUAUCUGAAGCCAUCAAGAAGAGUCUCCGAAAUGAUCCACCCAUACCGGAAACCAAAAAAACUAAUGCCCCAAAAAAGGCAUCUCAGAGCAAGUCUGUAUUGUCGGUAGAUGGUUUCCUGGACUCUUUAGGUCUAGGGAAAUAUUCAAUAACAUUCCAGGCAGAGGAGGUUGACAUGACAGUUCUCAAGCAUAUGAAUGAUGAGGAUCUUAGAGCUCUAGGAAUUCCAAUGGGUCCAAGAAAAAAGAUCCUAUUGUCGUUGGAAUCAAGAGCCUAAGGGAAGGUGCGCGAUCUUGUAAGCUGGCUCCGAUAGUUUCUCAUUUCCUACUGAAUGACGUGAUGCGCUAUGUUCGGUUUGUUAUCAUCGUGUCCUGUUUUCCCCAUUGUACAUGCAACUAUGCACCUUGUAGCGAUAUCCUGUUUGGUAGCUUCUUCCAACUGAAAAUGUACGCUAUGGUAGGCUCGUGCUAGUCAUUUUUCCUUCUGCUUGUUGCGUUUCUUGUAAACUGAAAUUUUUAUAUAGCAUAGUUGAUUGUGCUUCCGGCGAUCA
Molecule: messenger RNA, 1098 nt
Organism: Zingiber officinale
Lineage: Eukaryota; Viridiplantae; Streptophyta; Magnoliopsida; Zingiberales; Zingiberaceae
Product: SEC23-interacting protein-like
Exons: 6
Coding region: 205-825 (206 amino acids)
Molecular function (GO): protein binding
Source: RefSeq, a predicted model, not a curated record